Molecule: messenger RNA, 1415 nt
Organism: Mollisia scopiformis
Lineage: Eukaryota; Fungi; Ascomycota; Leotiomycetes; Helotiales; Mollisiaceae
Exons: 2
Coding region: 182-1273 (363 amino acids)
Source: RefSeq, a predicted model, not a curated record
ACUUUUUGUUUGUUUGUUUGUUUCUUCUUGCUAUUCUGUAAUGGCUUUUUCUUUGCUUGGCAGUUUACUGUAGGACGUUCAGAUCGUUCUAGUAGCUUGAUUUGAUCUAGCGCCCUCAACUAAAAACGCGGCUACGGAAUUCGGAUUAACAUACCCCACGGUCCCGAGCUACUGCCCCACCAUGUCCUACAAAAGGUCAAUAUCUGCCAAGCAGGAUGUCCCAAAAACACGCUCAACGAUGGCGACAUUUAAGUCUCUUCUCUUCAAUGCGAAGAAUUCGUUGACAGGUGUAACACCAGAACCCAUUACGAAUUUAUUCCCCAAGGUAGAUCCAGAGAUCGACGGAGAAGAUUGCGACCAUGAUUGCUCUUCAUGUGUGGUGAAAUGGCCUAAGGGAUUUAAGAUUGAUGAGGAGGAUGAGUUAUAUGGACAUAUUAAAGGAUGGUCUACACAUGUGCUGGUUGCGACUGGGAAGACAGAUUGGGUUCGGGAUGUUGCAGAUGAGAAAGGAAGUGUUAUGGAAGCUAUUGAGAAGAAGGCAGAUGUGAAGCCAAGUAAUGGAAGACUAAUGUUAUCUGCCUCGAACAUACCGACCCCGAACCAUAAUUCAGAUUACUCAGAGCCUACAACUGUCCUGCUUCUUCCAGCCUUUACCAUCAUCGAGAAUGUCUCCCCCAAGAACGUCAAUACCUUGAUGUCUGAAUAUGUCAACAAAGCACCUACAAAUACGAGCCCUCUUGAGCCAGUUUCUCUACCUGCGUCAUUACCAGAUCCUCUCCCUACAGCCGAACAAUUGACAUCUCGUCCAUGUCCACAUAGGGCUCUUAUUCUUCUCUGUUCUCAAAAGACUCGAGAUGCACGAUGUGGUCAAUCUGCGCCAUUACUGCGAAAGGAGUUAGAGAGACAUCUGCGAGUUUGUGGACUAUUUCGAGACUUGGACGAUGAAAGACCGGGAGGAGUUGGGGUAUACUUCAUCUCCCAUGUUGGUGGACACAAAUACAGUGCCAAUGUAAUGGUAUAUCGCAAAGCAGACGCGUUUGGUCUGGAUACUAUUCAGAGAGGGAAGUUGGACGGAGAUGUGUGCCCGCCACCAAGAAAAGAGGAAGGAGAGGCUGAACAAAUGGGUGCUGCACAGUGUAUAUGGAUUGCUAGAGUAAGACCUGAAGAUUGCGAGGGGUUGGUGAAGUUUACGGUCUUGCAAGGGAAGGUCGUAAAACCAGAAAGGCAGCUCAGGGGCGGAUUUGAUAGACAAAGAGGAGUCUUCAGCUGGUGAUACUCAGACAAGAUGGUAGACUUUGAUUGCACAGUUAUGGGAGCUUGGCGUUGGUUAGAUUGCACAUGAUCAAUGCUCCAGAGCUGAGCCUAGACGGAGUCGCUGCAUAUAGAACAUUUUUGCAUAUGAAGGCUUCUGCUCC